AGAUAGCGGUUUCUUUUUAAUAAACCGCUACUUCAAGUAGCGGUUUUUGUUUAAUAAACCGCUACUUCAAGUAGCGGUUUUCUAGCAGGUAUAAUUUCCUGAUUUCACUUUCCGCUUUCAUUUUCGUCUUCUCACCAAAAUCCCAUCCACGCCUUCCACCAAAAUCACACCUCCUUCAACGGAAGCCGGCGCAGCCAAGGAAUCCACCGACGCCGCCGGAGCAUUCCUCAGCAACGAAGGCCGCCGCUGUUGACGCCGAGGGUUCGACUUUAGUGGUCGGCUUCGCUAAUUUCAGAAGAAACGUGCUGAUCUUCUUGUUUGUGAAUGAAACAUGGAGGUUCCGAACUACCCUCUAUAUUGCUAUUGGGGUGGAGAAAUUGUCCACAAAGAUAGCGAUAUAACGUAUAGGGGUGGGAAUCAAAAAUUUGUGUUUGUACAUUCUGCGAUGACAUAUUCACAAGUUCUGAACAAGCUAUAUGAAGAAUUGAGUGUUGAUCCUAGAGGUGUGGAGUUGAAGGUGGUUAUGCGUUAUCCUAUGGCUGGGGCAUAUGUUGCAAUUCCGUUAAAUGACGACAACGCUGUUAGAGCUAUGUGGAUUGCUGUGACUCAGAGUUCUUCUGUUGCAAUGCAAUUGUUCAUUGAACAAGUUCCAAAGGAGCCAGUUGUGCAAACUAACACUGGUUCCUUUCCGGGGAUGGAUUUUUUUGGUAGUGUGGAUCAACCGUUUUCCACUGGUGUUCAAAGUGUGGGCAUAGGGUCAUUCACAAGAAUGCUUGUUGAUCCACAUUAUGUCAAUGACCAUCUCUCACAGUUUAGGUCUCCGGCCUCAUCGCCUAAUGUUGGAACCUCGACAAGCACACAACCACAAGGCAUUCUUGAUUCUCUUGACCCAAACAAUGUUGAUGUAUUUGGCGAUGCAGAGAUGAAUGACACUGAUGAAGAUGAUGAUGAAGAGGUAAUUGAAGCUCGUGAUAAGGCAAUUAAAGGAAGCGCCCCCACUUCAGACUUCAAUGAAGUGGCGCAAGUUGAUCCUCGUUUGAAUAACUCAUGGAUGUCUUGGUUAGGAAAUGAGACAUAUAACAAUGGGGGAGAAUUUGAGGUUGGUCAGCAGUUUGACUCAUUGCAACAACUGAAAGAUGCUGUGAAAUCUUACUCCAUAGCUAGAAAUCAAACAAUUCGAGUUGUGGAGGCAGAGCCAGAGAAAUAUGUUGUUGAGUGCAAGAGGAAAGAACAAUGUAGUUGUUCGUGGAGGCUUAGAGGAGUGAAAGAUCCAACACUCUCUACGUUUAAAAUUGUGAGGUACAACGGCCCUCAUGCAAGUAACUGUGUUGGUGACAUCGACUCGGGAGAUCAUAAGCUACUGACUUCCGAGUUCGUUUGCAAUGCUCUUCUAGAUGUCAUUCGCGUUGAUCCUUCAUUGAAAAUCAAGACAAUGGUGCAACUUGUGAAAGAGAAAUUUGAUGGAUUCCAAAUAACCUACAAGAGAGCAUGGCUAGCGAAACAAAAGGCAAUAAAACUCAUUUAUGGGGAUUGGGAGGGUUCAUAUGAACAGUUGCCUAAGUACAUGCAAGCUCUCAAGGAAUCAAAUCCUGGAACUGUUGUUGAGUGGAGGUUGUUAGAGUGUACGGUUCCUGGAACACAUGUUUUUCAACGAGUCUUUUGGGCAUUCAAGCCAUGUAUUGAUGGAUUCCGUCACUGCAGACCCCUUAUCACCAUUGAUGGCACUCAUUUAUAUGGCAAAUACAAAGGCACUCUACUCAUUGCUAUGGGAACGGAUGCUAAUUUUCAACUAUUCCCCCUUGCUUUUGCGGUUGUCGAAGGAGAGAACAAUGAUAGUUGGUCUUGGUUCAUGGCUUGUAUUUUAGCAGCAAUGGAAGAAGUUGGAAGUGGUUGGGAAGAGCCCAAUGCCUACCACAAGUACUGUACACGACACUUGGCUUCUAAUGUGAACUCAAAAUUUAAAAGUGUCGUCAUAAAGAACCUCUUUGGCAAAGCAGCUACUGCAAGGCAGAAGAAGAAGUUUGAUUACUACAUCAACAAAAUUGGUGACUUGAAUGUAGAGGCCCGUAGGUACUUGAUGGAAAUUCCGUACAGUAAGUGGUCCAUUCAUCAUGAUGGUGGUUUCAGGUUUGGUGUGAAGACUACAAACAUGUCGGAAGUUUUCAACGGAGUCUUAAAGGUGGCUCGAUGUCUCCCGAUAACCGCUUUAGUGCAAAUGACCUUUUUCCGGGUUAACUCCUAUUUUGCAACUAGAAGAAGUUGGAGUAAAAGAAGACUUGAAGAGGGCCAUGAGUUAUCGGAAAAGGCUAAGAAGACAAUAGAAGCCAACAUGGAGAAAGCCACGCACCAUGAGGUUGUUGCUUUUGACUAUGAUGCCAUCGGAUUGUAUCAGGUUAGGACCGGUCGUGGAAGAAGAAAAGCUGGUAAAGGUGGUAACUCCCACACUGUGAAUCUGUUGAGCAAGACAUGUACUUGUGAGAAAUUGAGAAUAUACAAGCUCCCAUGCUCUCAUGUACUAGCAGUUUGUCGUCAUAGAAGCCUAUCACAUGCAGACUUUGUGGAUUCUUUUUUCAUGACCGCCGAAUAUAGGCGUUCAUACGCGAAGUGUUUCGGACCAGUUCCUGAUCCUUGCCACUGGUCAGCUUACAAUGGUCCUACUACUAUUGCCAACCCAGAUUUGAAAAGAGGCCCAGGCCGACGGUCCACUAGAAUUCAAAAUGAAAUGGAUGAGCGUCCCAAUCGUGUGAAGAAGGCAUGCAGUGUUUGUCGGUGA
This is a messenger RNA of Chenopodium quinoa (quinoa), 2773 nucleotides long. RefSeq lists its product as uncharacterized. The record is from RefSeq and is a predicted model, not a curated record. The transcript has 2 exons. Bases 332 to 2773 code for a protein of 813 amino acids. Lineage: Eukaryota; Viridiplantae; Streptophyta; Magnoliopsida; Caryophyllales; Amaranthaceae. Gene Ontology annotation, molecular function: zinc ion binding.